AUGGAGCUGCAUUUCAAAUAUCUGGAUGCCGUGCAGGAGGCCGACAAGAAGAUGGACGCGGGGAAGCAGCACAGGGUCCUGCGAGGGGAGGUCCUGGUCAGCGACUCUGAGGAAGAGCUCUACCUGCGGCGCCUGGACGCGGGGCUCUUUGUCCUGCAGCACAUCUGCUACGUCAUGGCGGAGAUCUGCAAUGCCGAGGCCCCCCAGAUUCGGCAGAGGGUUCACCAGACCUUAAACAUGAGAGGGAGCUCCAUCGACGUGGUGAGGGACAUCGUCAAGGAGUAUGCUGAGAGCAUCGGGGAUGGCCGCAGCCCGGAGUUCAAGGAGAGCGAGCAGCAGCGCAUCCUGAGCCUGCUGGUCACCCUCUAG
Molecule: messenger RNA, 369 nt
Organism: Pipistrellus nathusii (Nathusius's pipistrelle)
Lineage: Eukaryota; Metazoa; Chordata; Mammalia; Chiroptera; Vespertilionidae
Source: the annotation of a GenBank genome assembly